AUGAUGAAAUGCAUCAGACCAGCUUUCCUAGAAGAAAUCAAACGUUUGCUAGGACGGACAGAACUGAUUUUUGGCUACUUUAGACCACAGCGAAAAUUUCUUGAAGAGGUUGAUUGGUCCUAUUCGGGAGCCUUAAAUCAAACAAGCUGGGGGAAAAAAUAUCCAGCAUGCAAUGGUGCCAAGCAGUCACCUAUUAACAUUGAUGAAGAUCUUACUCAAGUAAAUGUGGACCUCAAGGAACUGAAGUUCAAAGGUUGGGAAGAAGAAACUUCAAAAGACACCUUAAUCUAUAAUACAGGCAAAACAGUGGAAAUUAAGCUGAAAAAUGAAUACUUUGUAAUUGGAGGAGGAUCAGAAGCUAUAUUUAAAGCAAGUAGGAUAACAUUUCACUGGGGAAAAUGCAAUAUAUCUCAUGAUGGAUCUGAACAUAGUAUAGCUGGACAAAAAUAUCCCCUUGAGAUGCAAAUCUACUGUUAUGAUUCAAAUGAGUUUUCAGAUAUAGAGAAAGCAAUCGAAGGAAAUGGGAAAUUAAGAACUUUAUCAGUUUUAUUUGAGGUUGGUCUGGAAGAUAAUAUAGAUUACAAUUCAAUUAUUGAAGGAGUGGCCAGUGUUAGUCGGUUUGGGAAAAAAAAUGAACUGGAGCCUUUCAUUUUGUUGAAUCUUUUGCCAAAUUCAACAGACAAAUAUUACACUUACAAUGGAUCUUUGUCAACUCCUCCAUGCUCAGAAACUGUUGAAUGGAUUGUGUUCAAAGACGCUGUUAACAUUUCAGAAAACCAGCUGUCUGUAUUUUGUGAUGUUCUGACCAUGCAGCAAUCUGGUUAUGUGAUGCUGAUGGACUAUCUACAAAAUAAUUUUAGAGAUCAACAACAUAAGUUUUCUGGCCAAGUAUUUUCAUCAUAUACUGGGCAGGAAGAGAUUCAUGAAGCAGUUUGCAGCUUGGAACCAGAAAAUGUUCAAGCCGAUCCAAAGAACUAUACUAGUCUUCUUGUUACUUGGGAAAGGCCAAGAGUAGUGUAUGACACGAUGAUUGAAAAAUUUGCUGUAUUCUACCAACAGUUGGAAGGAGAAGACCAGACAAAGCAUGAAUUCCUAACUGAUGGUUACCAGGACUUGGGAGCUAUUCUGAAUAAUCUGCUGCCCAAUACAAGUUAUAUUCUUCAGAUAGUUGCUGUUUGUGCUAAUGGUCUGUAUGGAAAGUACAGCGAUCAAGUUAUUGUUGACAUGCCUUUGGAUGAUCCAGAAAUUGAACUGUUUCCUGAAUUGACUGAAACAGAAGAUUAUGAGGAGGAAGAUGAAACAGAAGAGGCAAGGGCAGGGUUGGGUGAAGAAGCUACUGUAAUUGCCAGUAGAGAUAGUGCAACAAGCCAAAUACGAAAAAACGAGUUCCAAUUUACCACAUCUAGCUACAGUCAGGAAAGAAUGGGAUCAAAAUUCGAUGAAGAUGGAACACAGAGAUAUCUCACAGAAGAGGAUGACUUGCAUGGAAAACAUGAUCAUUUCAAAACAAUUUUUCAUCGAACUUCUCAACCUAUCACCGAAGGAGUAAAGGAAGAAGAGGAUAAUCCUGUGGAAUUUCAAGCAGCAACAGCAAUUGCUCCUCCUGCAAGCAGCUCCACCAAAGGUAAUGAGGAAGAGUAUGCACACACUUUUUCUGGCCGUGAAACAACCAGAGAAUCUGCUGCUGAUAGUAAUGAAGAUGAUAUAGAGGUAUCUGCUUUUAAGCCUGACCUAGAAACAGAUGACUCUUGGGGUUCCAUUCCUAUUACCUCUGCUACCUGGUUAGUUACUAUGGAGACAUCUCAGGAAAAUACUUUUAGUUCUGGAAGCCCAGACACAACCAUACAGGAUGACCUUUCUCAAAACUAUAUCAAAAUUCCAUCAGAAGACAUAUUACCUUCAAAAGCAGAAGAAUCUGCUCCCAAAAUAUCUGCAAUCAAUGAAAAUGUGUGGUAUCCUAAUAGUACAGAUAGUACUGCUGUUGCGCUGGAUAGCAAGGAUCUCUUUAAGAUUAGUUCCCCUGUUCCUACAACAGCACCUUAUCCUAAUGAUCCAGAGGUGUCACAAGAUACUUCAGUUGCAGUUUCAGUAUUGCCACAUUCUUCUACCUUUGCUUUCUCCUCUGCUGAGUUGUCAUCUUACUCUGUCUCAUCAAAUUCUGAAGAACAUGGCUCUGCUUCUUCUGGAAGUGAGGUACUGUCUCAGACAACUCAAGCAGUUUAUAAUGGUGAGAUACCACUUCAACCUUCCUACAGUAGUGAAGUGUUUCCUCUAGUCACCUCUUUAUUAUCUGACACUCAGUUGCUCAACACUUUCCCUGAAGCAUCAAGUAGUGAUGUGACCUUGCAUGCUACACCUGCAUUUCCCAGUGUUGAUGUGUCAUUUGAAUCCACCCUGUUUUCCUAUGAUGAUGUACCUUUGCUUCCAUUUUCCUCUGCUUCCUCCAGUAGUAAAAUGUUUCACCAUUUGUAUAUGGUUUCUCAAACAUUUCCACAAGCUGCUCCAGCUAUUGAAAAUGAUAAAGGGUCCCUGCAUGUUUCUUUGACAUUGGAGGAGGGUGGCACAUUAACCCAAUCAAGCUUCACUCAGUUUUCUAAUGUGACAUCAUAUCAGAUGGUCCACGCUGCUUCAGAGACAUUGAUAUUUGGGCAUGAUAGAACUCACUUGUUAUCUCAAGUUGAACCACCCAGCAAUGAUUUCAAUGGGCAUGCAGUGUCUACAGUGUCUGAAUUUAUUUAUGCUUUAUCUGGUAAUGUGGGCUCUCCUCAGACUGUUGCUGCUUCCUAUUACACAUCUGAAUUUGUGCAUGAGUCUGUUGGUGCAUUUCAUCAGGGUCCAUUGUUUAGCAGCUAUAGCAAUAUGCUGGUGCCUAAGCCUUCUUCUGCAAUCUCGCAAGCUGAUACUUUUCUGCGGCCUCCAUGUUCUCUUUCUAGUGAAAUGGAUUGGUCUGAAGCUCAUUCUGGUAGGGAGUCCCUUUUGCCUGACACAGAUAUUUGGUCGAUACUUAAAGCUUCUUCGCAUGUUUCUUCCAAUGAAGUAAUGUGCAGCAUGCCUGUGUUCACAGGUGAGGUUGAGAUGACUCCCCCAAGUGGUGUAAUGUAUGGAUAUGACAAAGGACUGCAAAUUUCUGCUUUCAGUGAAAUGGCUUCUCUUACUGAAAGUGAAAUGACUGAACUUCCUACAUCUGUUUCUAACGAUGAGAUUCCUAAGCAGGAUACACAUUCUCAAGAAAGCCUCAUUACUGUUUCUAGUGCAAAGGGAAUCCUGCCAGUAUCUAUUGCUUUUCCUGUUACUAAGGUGUUUGAUGAUUAUGUUAGUAAGCGCUUGGAAAAUCAUGUUCCUAUUCAGUCUUUGCAUGUUACGACUCCAGCCUUUGAUGACACUUUGCUUAAGCCUGUGCUUAGUGCAAGCUCACAGCAAGCUUCCUCCACCCCUGCUUCUAGCAAAACAUCGUCUUCUCCCACCCAGCAAUACUUUUACUGGGCUUCAGCUACCUUAAAUAAUAAUUCAUUGCUGCAAACUUCCUUUCAGUCCUCUGAUGAUGAUACAGUGCAUAAAACAUCUGUGCCUAGUGAUCCCGUACUGGUUGAAAAAGUUACAAGGGGUGAUAAUAGUCGUUCUGUAUUUAGCCAAUUAUUGCAACAAAUGGCCACAGAUUCAGCUGAAAAUAAAAAAGUACUGCAUUCUACAUCAAAACCAUCUGCUAUAAAUAUAUCCCAUACUGUUGGUAAGCCUAUAAAUUCACCAGAAAGUUUAACUUUUCCCCAUAUAGGUGAUGAAUACAUCUCUCCCCAUUUGCAUAACCGUGAAGACAUACAACAGGUUUCUCCUCCAUGGUACAAUAACAAUGUGUCAUAUCCACCAACCGAUUUUGAGAAUAAAAGUGCCUUUCCCCUGAAUGCAGUGAAUACAGUGACUAUUCCUAUUGUGCCAACUGAUACGUUGCCAAAUGCAGCUACCUCUGCUAACAGUCAUAGCCAUUCACAUGAUUCCCCAAAGGCUGAGUAUCUCACUUUAUCCUCAAGUGCUAAGAUUGUUGAUGUGACAGUUGCUAUGCCUGGAAUAGUUUCCGAUUCUAUUCAGCAUGCCUCUAUACAUGUACCAGAUCUACAUAGUUUUGUUGCAGGUAGUUCUUCCAGCAGCGAAGGCAGCAAAACUUUAAACCCUCUAUUAAUCCCCACUAAGUUGCUCCCUACAACCAGUUCUGAUACUGAACCGUGGUCCUCUCUUGUUGAUAAUGAAUAUGAUGAGUAUGAUAGUGGCUUACCUGUAAGUGGUUGUCACACGUGCAUUUCCAACAGAGAAACUCAGGAAGAGGUAGACGAGCCAGACACAGACCUAAGCAAUGUGAACAGUCAUCAGAACAUAAUUAGAAAACUACAUUUUCAAAUGCCUGAGAAAAAGGAGGCAAGGAAAGCCCUCAAUUCUUUAUCAGGCCAUACAAUUACUGAGGAGAUGGACCAACUCAAGCAAGCAUCAGUUCCAGCCAUGGCUUCAAACAUGAAGACGAAGAAACACGGUGAUCUGGCUUUAUGGGAUGAUUCCAUUCAGACUGGUAGCAGACCAUUACAAAAAGCAUUAGAAUCUAAAUCAUGGGCAGUUUUUACAGGUGACGAAGAAAGUGGUUCUGGUCCAGGUACCUCAGAUAGCAUAAAUGAUAAUGAGAUGUCAACCGAUUUCAGUUUCUUUGAUGUUAAUGAACAUGAUUCGGAGAGGGUAGUUGGAGCAGGUAACUCAGAAUUAUCUUCUGGACUGCAACAGUCAUCAGUAGAAUUUGUCCCUAGUGCUGUCUCCACGGCAUUCAACAUUUCUGAGGCAGAAGCAAGUAAUAGUAGCCAUCAGUUGAUUAUUGGACUGCCAGAACAGAAGACAGUUAUACCCCUUGUGAUCGUAUCAGCCUUGACAUUCAUCUGUCUAGUGAUACUUGUUGGUAUUCUAAUAUAUUGGAGGAAAUGCUUUCAAACUGCACACUUUUAUUUAGAAGAUAACACAUCCCCUCGAGUGAUAUCCAUUCCCCCAGCACCAGUCUUUCCUGUGUCAGACGAUGUUGGAGCAAUCCCAACAAAACAUUUUCCAAAACAUGUUGCAGAUUUGCAUGCCAGUAAUGGAUUUACUGAAGAAUUUGAGACACUGAAAGAGUUUUAUCAGGAAAUCCAGAGUUGCACAGUAGAUCUAGGAAUUACAUCAGACAGUUCUAAUCAUCCAGAUAACAAAAAUAAGAAUAGAUACAUAAAUAUUGUCGCCUAUGACCAUAGCAGGGUUAAACUUACCCAACUUGCAGACAAGGAUGGAAAACUUACCGACUAUAUUAAUGCCAAUUAUGUUGACGGCUACAACAGACCAAAAGCUUAUAUUGCAGCUCAAGGGCCUUUAAAAUCAACAGCAGAAGAUUUCUGGAGAAUGAUAUGGGAACAUAAUGUGGAAGUCAUUGUAAUGAUAACCAACCUUGUUGAGAAAGGACGGAGAAAAUGUGACCAGUACUGGCCUGCUGAUGGUAGUGAAGAAUAUGGAAACUUUCUAGUGACCCAAAAGAGCAUUCAUGUUCUUGCCUAUUAUACCGUGAGGAAUUUCACUAUCAGGAACACCAAAGUGAAAAAGGGCUCCCAAAAAGGAAGAUCCAGUGGCCGUUUAGUUUCUCAGUAUCAUUAUACUCAGUGGCCUGACAUGGGUGUUCCUGAAUACACGUUGCCAGUGCUGACAUUUGUUCGAAAGGCAUCGUAUGCUAAAAGGCAUGCUGUAGGCCCCGUAGUGGUUCACUGCAGUGCUGGUGUUGGAAGGACAGGCACAUACAUAGUAUUAGAUAGUAUGCUUCAGCAAAUUCAACAUGAAGGGACUGUCAACAUAUUUGGAUUCUUGAAGCAUAUACGAACACAAAGGAAUUAUUUGGUGCAGACAGAGGAACAGUACAUCUUCAUUCAUGAUGCACUUGUGGAAGCCAUUCUAAGCAAAGAAACAGAAGUACCUGAAAGUCACAUUCAUGCUUAUGUGAACUCCCUCUUAAUCCCAGGAGCAAUGGGAAAGACAAGAUUAGAGAAACAGUUCAAGCUUCUGAACCAAUCUAACAUCCAACAGUGUGAUUAUUCUACUGCACUGAAACAGUGUAACAGAGAAAAGAACAGGACUUCAUCUAUAAUUCCUGUGGAAAGAUCUAGAGUUGGCAUUUCAUCAUUGUCUGGUGAGGGCACGGAUUACAUUAAUGCUUCCUAUAUUAUGGGUUAUUAUCAAAGUAAUGAAUUCAUUAUUACCCAGCAUCCUCUGCUACAUACUAUCAAAGAUUUCUGGAGAAUAAUAUGGGAUCACAAUGCUCAGAUAAUUGUUAUGCUCCCUGAUAGUCAGAAUAUGGCAGAAGAUGAAUUUGUCUACUGGCCAAACAAAGAAGAUCCUAUAAAUUGUGAGAGCUUUAAAGUCAGCCUGAUUUCAGAAGAGCACAAGUGCUUAUCAAAUGAAGAGAAGCUCAUAAUCCAGGAUUUCAUUUUAGAAGCUACACAAGAUGAUUACGUUCUUGAAGUCAGGCACUUUCAGUGUCCAAAAUGGCCAAAUCCAGAUAGCCCUAUUAGUAAAACAUUUGAACUUAUAAGCAUCAUAAAAGAAGAAACUUCCAACAGAGAUGGCCCUAUGAUUGUUCAUGAUGAGCAUGGAGGAGUGACAGCAGGUACCUUCUGUGCAUUAACUACACUUAUGCAUCAGCUAGAAAAUGAAAAUUGUGUGGAUGUUUAUCACGUAGCUAAGAUGAUCAAUUUGAUGAGACCUGGAGUCUUCACAGAUAUUGACCAUUACCAGUUUCUAUACAAAACUAUCCUCAGUCUUGUUAGUUCAAGGCAAGAAGAAAAUCCUUCAAUAUCCAUCGACAGUAAUGGCUCAGCUUUGCCAGAAGGCAGUGUGGCAGAGAGCUUGGAAUCGUUAGUUUGACUUCAAUCAAAAUCUGGCAGAGCAAUUACCCAGAGCUGGAAAUACUUCCUUUUUUACAUUUGGCAGGGUGAAUGGGGAGAUGUCCAGCUAUUAAUCUUUUUUUAAUUUCAUUUGAAUUGAAUAAAUGUUUCUUGCAAAUACAUUAACAAUGUGUGCCUUUUUCAAAACAACAACAACCAAGUAAUGCAUUUUGUUUUGUUUGAACUAAUUUUUCUGAACUUUUCGGUUUCUAAGGAUGAUAUUGUAGUCUUUUACAGUAUUAGUUUUUAAUUUUUGUGGUUAUAUUUUCACUUACAUUUUAUCAUAAUUAUAGAUGCUGAAGUUUUCAGCAACACACAUUUUAGUACCUAAUUCCCUUACUGUUAUUUAUAGCACUCCUAAUACCAUUUGUUAGAAAUUUAACUUUUAAUAUGGUAGACUGUAAAUAUAUUCUCUGUAAUAUUCAACGUUUUAAGAUUUUGGUAGGCAUUUAGUAGAGCUGAUACUUACUGUAAAUAUUUCUAGAGUGGAUUCCAUGGACCAAAUUUAUAUUUAUAAUUGUAGAUUUUUAUAUUUUACUACAAAGUCAGUUUUCUAGUUCUGAGUAAUUGCAUUGUUAAAAUUAUGUACUUCAUUACCUGUUCUUAAUUUUAGUAGCUUCUGAUAUAUUGUCAUGCAUCCUAAAUGAGUAACUCUAUCUUUGCAUGUAAUUUUAACUUGUGUGGGAAAUUGAAAUAUACUUGUUUUGAAAUAUGAAGUUUCUAUGAAAAUAACAUCUGUACUCAGCAUUGUUUCAAUGGUUUUUAUUCAUGGCAUUGCAAAAAUAAGUAUCAGUAUUUUAGCUUGUAUUGAACACUUGGCAAAAAUAAAAUCUGCCUCAUCACUCUUAAAGGCCCCCAUUGCACCUUCAGAGAUGCUUUUUCAUUUUUCAACAGCAAA
Molecule: messenger RNA, 7827 nt
Organism: Candoia aspera
Lineage: Eukaryota; Metazoa; Chordata; Lepidosauria; Squamata; Candoiidae
Gene: PTPRZ1
Product: protein tyrosine phosphatase receptor type Z1
Exons: 30
Coding region: 1-6909 (2302 amino acids)
Biological process (GO): peptidyl-tyrosine dephosphorylation
Molecular function (GO): protein tyrosine phosphatase activity; protein binding
Source: RefSeq, a predicted model, not a curated record